AUGGAUAAGCCUGAGGUCACAGAUGCUCAGGGUCAAAAGAACAAAAGAGCCAAGGUGGCUAAGGUCAAGAAUAAAAUGCCGGCUCCGAUCCAGAUAACUGCUGAGCAGUUAUUGCGUGAAGCUAAAGAACGGGAGUUAGAAGUAACACCUACUCCUCCACAACAAAAAAUAACCAGUCUAGCCGAGCUUCGAGACUUUCAAUUGCGUAAACGAAAAGAUUAUGAAGAUAAUAUAAGAAAAAACCGCUUGGCAAUACAAAACUGGAUUAAAUAUGCCAAAUUCGAAGAAAGUCAGGGGGAACUUCAAAGCUGA
Protopolystoma xenopodis is the source of this 312-nucleotide messenger RNA. The record is from the annotation of a GenBank genome assembly. NCBI's taxonomy places the organism in Eukaryota, Metazoa, Platyhelminthes, Monogenea, Polystomatidea, Polystomatidae.